GUUGACAGGCCAAAGAGUGUGUGUGAGUGAGUGAGUCUGAUUCUCCUCUCAGACGAGUAAUUGUAUCCUGACAUGGCUAAGCUUGUGGAGUGCGUUCCCAACUUUUCAGAGGGUCGAAACAAAGAGGUGAUUGAUGCCAUCGCAGAGGCCAUCUCUGGUACUGAAGGAUGCAGCCUGCUGGACGUGGAUCCAGGUUCCUCAACAAACCGAACAGUCUACACGUUUGUGGGAUCACCCCAGGCAGUGGUGGAGGGGGCACUUAACGCAGCCCGCAUAGCCUUUCAGCUCAUCGACAUGACCAAACACUCAGGGGAGCAUCCUCGCACUGGGGCCAUGGAUGUGUGUCCCUUCAUCCCUGUUCAGAAUGUCACCAUGGAAGACUGUGUCACCUGUGCCAACCUGUUUGCUCAGAGAUUGUCAGAUGUUCUACACAUCCCUGUGUAUCUGUAUGGAGCAGCUGCUCGUCAGGAGAACAGGACAUCCCUGCCCGCUGUACGCACGGGAGAGUACGAAGCACUGCCAGAGAAGCUGAAAAAGAGUGAGUGGGCCCCUGACUAUGGCCCUGCCACAUUUGUGCCCUCCUGGGGUGCCACAGUGACGGGUGCUCGCAAGUUCCUCAUCGCCUACAACGUUAACCUGCUCAGCACCAAGGAACAGGCCCACCGCAUCGCCCUAAACAUCCGGGAGCAGGGUAGAAGCAAGGACCAGCCAGGUCUUCUGAAGAAGGUGCAGGGGAUGGGCUGGUUCCUGGAGGAAGCCAACCUUGCCCAGGUGUCCACCAACAUCCUGGACUUUGAGCUGACCCCACUUCAUACAGUAUAUGAGGAAAUUUGCAAGGAUGCGCGGGAUCUGAAUCUGCCUGUGGUGGGGUCACAGAUAGUGGGACUGAUUCCUCUUCAAGCCGUGUUGGACUGCGCCAAUUUCUACAUUCAGAAGGAGAAACUGUUCAUUGUAGAGGAGGAGCACAAAGUGCGGCUGGUGAUCAGCAAACUGGGCCUGGACUCCCUGGGCCCUUUUGUACCCAAAGAGAGAAUCAUUGAGUACAUGGUGAAGGACUGUGAGGAGGACGGCCGUCUGGUGUCUCAAUCCCUCCAGCAGUUUGUGCACAGUGUGGGGGCCAGGACUGCUGCCCCAGGGGGUGGCUCUGUCUCUGCUGCCAUUGCCGCCAUGGGGGCAGCUCUGGGUGCCAUGGUGGGGCAGAUGACCUAUGGGAAGAGGCAGUUUGAGAACCUGGAUGGGGUGAUGAGGCAGCUGAUCCCGCCGUUCCACCAGGCCAUGAACGAGCUGCUGGACAUGGUGGACGCAGACUCCUCUGCCUUCAACUCCUACAUGACAGCUCUGAAAAUGCCAAAGAGUAACCCAGAGGAAGUGAAAAGGAGGGAGGCGGCGAUGCAGGAUGGCCUGAAGAAAGCGGUCGGGGUGCCCUUGGGUCUGGCCGAGAGGGUCACCCUGCUGUGGCCGUCUCUCAAGGAGAUGGUUCUCCAUGGAAACGUGGCCUGCAAGUCAGAUGCCCAGGUAGCCGCAAAGGCCCUGGAGACAGCUGUGUUUGGAGCCUACUUCAAUGUCAUCAUUAACCUGAAAGACAUCACAGACAAGUCCUUCAAAAAUGCUACCCAGCAGAGAGCCAAGGUCCUGCUCGAGGAGGCCAAAGCGAGUGUCCGAGCCGUCCUGGAGGCUGCAGACACAAGACAGUAGCGAGGACGGGCUGCGCCCAGGACCUGAUCUUGGCCCCGGCUGGAUUCCGGCUCUGGGGUCACGUCCACACAAACACCCUUUUCAACUGCUCCAUUAAACAUCAUCACUCGUGUUACA
Molecule: messenger RNA, 1812 nt
Organism: Alosa alosa (allis shad)
Lineage: Eukaryota; Metazoa; Chordata; Actinopteri; Clupeiformes; Clupeidae
Gene: ftcd
Product: formimidoyltransferase cyclodeaminase
Exons: 14
Coding region: 73-1695 (540 amino acids)
Molecular function (GO): folic acid binding; transferase activity
Source: RefSeq, a predicted model, not a curated record